Acinonyx jubatus (cheetah) is the source of this 1690-nucleotide messenger RNA. It is a transcript of the gene GPIHBP1, whose product is annotated as glycosylphosphatidylinositol anchored high density lipoprotein binding protein 1. The coding region runs from base 188 to 715 and encodes 175 amino acids. The record is from RefSeq and is a predicted model, not a curated record. Gene Ontology annotation, molecular function: acetylcholine receptor inhibitor activity. The transcript has 4 exons. NCBI's taxonomy places the organism in Eukaryota, Metazoa, Chordata, Mammalia, Carnivora, Felidae.
AAUGGCCGUCCCUGGCCUGAUGCCUGGCUCUGGGGCCAGAGUGAGGCCCAUUGUUUGAGGCUGGAGCUGGGGGGGGCCGGGGCCCAAGGGCCUCCAGGAAGCCCCCAGAAGUGCCCUCUGUCCCACUUCCCACAGAUCCAGCGCCUGAGCAAGAAGACAAGCACACAGCCCCAUCAACCCCGGCAGGAUGAAGGUGCCCACGGCCGUCCUCCUGGCCCUGCUGCUGUGCCAGCAGCCAGGCAGAGGGCAGGUGCAGGGCGAGGAGGAGGAGGACGACGACGCGGACUUUGGGCUGGAUGGCUAUGACGAUGACGAUGAGGAAGAGGAGGAGGAGGCCAGUGUGACUGCAGGCGGCAGGGGCAGAGCCCUGCUGCAGUGUUACUCCUGCCAGGCCCUGCACAGGGGGGAGAGUUGUGACCGGAUUCAGAACUGCGUCCACAGCCACAGCUUCUGCAAAGCCGUCGUCUCCCACGGGAACACCGGGUCGGGCCCUCUGACCACCUACUCGGCGUGGUGCGCAGACGCGUGUCAGCCCUUCGCCAAGACAGUGGAGGGGACCCGGAUGACCGUGACCUGCUGCCAGUCCACACUCUGCAACCUCCCACCCUGGCAGGACCCACUGGGCAGGGGGGCAGGGAGCCCCCAGGGCAGCCCCACUCUGGUGGCCACUGUCCUCCUCAGCCUCCUCCCGGGCCUUCAGGCCGUGGGGUCCUGAGUGGGUGGUCCCACCCCAACCCCAGCCGGGCUCACACCCUGGAUGGCCAGCACUCACUCCAGUGCCUUACCCACCUGCCCACCCCCCACCCCCCGGCUUUGGAGAAUAAACGUGGAGCGACUUCAGGGGUACGGCCAGCACUGGCUCCUCCCUCCCCCGCGUGUCCCCGCGUGUCCCCGCACGUCCGAUCUGUCUGGCAUCUGCGGCCUCUCUCCCCACUGCCUGUGCCAGGACGUGGGCCUCAGGUCCAGGCCUCAGCUGCUCAGAGGGUGGGUCCACACAGCCUGGGGAGAGAAAACACGUGUCAUAUGCUGGAGUGGGGGUGGGGGCGGCCCCAUUCUCUCCUCACCCUCCCGCCACUGAAAGGCCUCCAUGCACGUGACUGUUGCCUGGGUUCCUGAGAAGUGGGCGGUGGGAGGGGCUGGGAAGAGAACCCAAGUGUGCCCCAGUGUCCACUGUGGCCAGGCUGGCACCGUUGGCUGCUGGGCUCUUGGCUUCCUGACUGGUGCCAAGACAGAGCCCUGGGACAGGAGGGAGGAAGCCUGGGUCUGGGCCUCAGUUUCUCCAUGGAUAAGUGUGGAACAAGGCCCUUGAUCUCCACCAGCUCAACAUCCCCAGGGUAGGGAAGCCCAGGGUCCUCCGCUGCCUGUCAAGGAUCUCCAGCAGGUAGACAGCUUCCCACUCUCUGUUUCCUUCUUUCCUUAUUAAUGAAAACCUCCAGGUCUGGUGGGGGGGACAGAUCCCUGAGGUGGAGGUGACAUGUCUUUCUUCUUCUCCUUCCUCCUUCCUGUUCCCUGAAAUGAUGGCUGGGGCUCAGCAGCCACUUUGCACCAUGAGGCAGCACACUGAGGCUAGUAGGGCAGCAAGGAGGAAGGGGCCUGGAUCGCUGGUGACCAGGAACCACUGUACUAGCCCCACACUGCCUACCUUAGGACCCCUUUCCUUGGGAGAGAAAUAAAUUGCUGUGGGGUUGAA